AUGGGCCACCCGGCAGGCGGCGGCGGCGGCGGCGGCGAGGCCGCCCCGCCGCACGUGGUGGUGGCGGUGGACGGCUCCGUGUUUGCCAAGUACAGCAAGUACAGGGAGCGGCUGCGGGCUGCGCUGGAGGAUGUGUGCGGCAAGGCGGCCGCCGACAGCGUCGAGCUGCAGCUGGCCCAGGACGGCAGCGUGCUGGGGGCGGCGUACCUGGCGGCGGCGGCGGCGCAGUUUGAUGCCCAGCGCGGCGGCAGCAGCUAG
Messenger RNA from Chlorella variabilis, 258 nucleotides. RefSeq lists its product as hypothetical. The transcript is spliced from 2 exons. The record is from RefSeq and is a predicted model, not a curated record. The coding region runs from base 1 to 258 and encodes 85 amino acids. Gene Ontology annotation, cellular component: cytosol; mitochondrion. Lineage: Eukaryota; Viridiplantae; Chlorophyta; Trebouxiophyceae; Chlorellales; Chlorellaceae. Gene Ontology annotation, molecular function: fructokinase activity; D-glucose binding; mannokinase activity. Gene Ontology annotation, biological process: intracellular glucose homeostasis; glucose 6-phosphate metabolic process; glycolytic process.